GUCAUGGUGAUGGUAUAAUUGUCAGAACCAGAUGGAUUCUCUGUUGCAUCUUCGAGUUCAGGUUGAACUGUCAUCACUUCGUUGCUGUUGACUUGGCUGUGUUCAGGUAGAAGGAGGAUCCUUUGGGGUCAUGGACAAUCAAAACAAGGAUGGAGAUUCUGACACAGAGUCUUAUGGGCUUAAGAUUUCAGAGUUAUUGAAGGCUUUGGAUAACAGGAAAUCACCAACUAUUGACCCCCGAAACAUCAGCUCCACCCUACAGAACAUGGGGACAGGCACUUCUAACACCAAUGGGACCCUUAGAUCAAGAGCCUUCCUCCCUGAAAACAUCAGCCAGUUGUCCAAGUGUCAGUUUAAAAGGCGCGAUCAUCUAAGAAAAAGCUUACAAGCCUCCGUACCUGUUCUUGCCCCUAUCACUGGAGUGGCCUCCUCUCAGGAGGGACAACUGCAGCCCAGUUUACCAUCCUCAAAUCAUGUCAUCCUUGCACAUCUGAUGCUGCCCUCUGACUCGGUCUGCUCUAUUGUAGGAGAGCCCGAGAUGCAGCCACACAUCCUGGGUGUGCAGGCUUGGACCACACAGCAGCUCUGUGACCCACUGAUGAUGCUGCCUGAACAGUUUCGCCAGACUGAGCCAACCAGUGAAUGGUUCUUUGAGGACUUGACGGACCUCCAGAUGAAGCUGUUUUCAGGUGCCUUAAAGAAAUCUGGAGUCCCAAGAAACACUCAGGCAGUUAGGAAAACUCAUCAGAACCCACAUCUUUACCACUCGGUCGAAGACAAAGACACGGAAAAUAAAUAAAAUCAAGUUGAAACCAGCAACUAGUUUGCAUUCUUUUUUACA
Messenger RNA from Etheostoma cragini (Arkansas darter), 841 nucleotides. RefSeq lists its product as uncharacterized. The transcript is spliced from 4 exons. The record is from RefSeq and is a predicted model, not a curated record. Bases 131 to 799 code for a protein of 222 amino acids. NCBI's taxonomy places the organism in Eukaryota, Metazoa, Chordata, Actinopteri, Perciformes, Percidae.